Molecule: messenger RNA, 3216 nt
Organism: Fonsecaea nubica
Lineage: Eukaryota; Fungi; Ascomycota; Eurotiomycetes; Chaetothyriales; Herpotrichiellaceae
Exons: 3
Coding region: 1-3216 (1071 amino acids)
Cellular component (GO): membrane
Molecular function (GO): ABC-type transporter activity; ATP hydrolysis activity; ATP binding
Source: RefSeq, a predicted model, not a curated record
AUGAACCUCCAUGGCAUUGCCGCCGCCCUAUUACUUGUCGCACCGGCAUGGCUCGCGACGGCCUAUCCCAAUGAUACUUCGCGGGCAUUGAUGCAAGAUCCCUUCCUCGAUCUAGUCGACGGUUGCCCUCCAUGUCCUCGAUGCUUCGACUGCCACUACGACGAAUUCAAAUGCCUGCAAUUUGCAAGCUGCAGCAGCGCCAACGGGAAAUGCGUGUGUCCUCCUGGCUUCGGGGGAGACGACUGCGCGGAGCCGCUGUGCGGUUCCCUGGUCGAUGGCAAGAAUAGAUCACCAAGAAGAGGCGAUAAGUGCGAUUGCAGAGAUGGCUGGGAGGGAAUCAACUGCAACGUGUGCACUUCCAAUGAGGCAUUCCACGAAAACUACCAGGUGUGCAAUGUUACCAACAAGGCCAUUCUGGACCAGAUCGAUCCGCGCAUACCAGAGGUUACCUUCUCCUGCAACGCUGAAGACGCUACCUGCAACUUCCAGUUCUGGGUGGAUCAAAAGGAAUCGUUCUACUGUGCUCUCGACAAUUGCACUUCCACAUAUCAGGACACGAAUGUUCGCAAUACGACAAAAUAUCAAUGUCAAAACAUAAAGUGCUCUUGCAUACCAGAUCGGUUCUUGUGUGGCGAAGAUGGCUCCGUCAACAUCGACGAGUUCUUGGAGCAAGAGAUCAAGGGGCCAGCUUCCUUCUACUCGCAGCAUACCUAUGGCGGUAGCUCUAAGGAUGGCAGUCGUUUCGAAGAGCCGGCCAUGAACAACUUGAUAUCUAUGAUAUUCGGCGAUGAGUAUAUCUCACUUCAGUGUCGGGCAGGCGAAUGCCUGUAUGAGACGGAGGUGCCUGGAUAUACAAGACCUAUCAAAGAGAUCAACACCCCUUUGAUUGCAGGAAUCAUCGCCGGUUGCGCCCUCUUUGUCGUUGCCGUCACACUCAUAUCGUGGUACCUCUCGAGAAGAGCAGCGCUCAAGCGAUGGGGAGCCAUUCGACUAGGUGAAAAUGGUGAAAAUGAUGCCUCGCUAUCAAUGAUCAACCACACCCCGAUGUCUUUGCAAUUUGAGAACGUCUCUUAUGGUCUGAAAGGAAAGGAAAUCCUGUCUGGCAUUUCUGGCAUCGCCCACCCAGGCCAACUCACAGCCAUCAUGGGUGCGUCCGGCGCAGGCAAGUCUACGUUUCUCGAUAUUCUGGCUCGCAAGAAUAAACGUGGGACUGUCUUGGGCCAUAUGUAUGUCAAUGGCGAGAAGAUUCUCGACGGGGAAUACCGAAAUGUGGUGGGCUACGUCGACCAGGAGGACACCCUUUUGCCAACUCUGACCGUCCAUGAAACCAUUUCCACCAGUGCUCUCCUGCGACUACCAGCUGAUAUGGGCAUUUCUGUCAAGGAGCAGCGAGUUAUCGAAGUUAUGCAGCAACUCGGCAUUUAUCACAUCAAAGACCAAGUGAUUGGCUCGGAGGAAGGAAAUGGUCGAGGUAUUUCCGGUGGCGAAAAGCGACGGGUUGGUAUUGCUUGCGAGCUUGUGACAAGCCCAAGUAUUCUCUUCCUCGAUGAGCCAACCAGCGGACUCGACGCCUUCAACGCUUUUAACGUAGUUGAAUGUCUGGUCACAUUGGCCAAAACAUACAACCGGACCGUCAUUUUCACCAUUCAUCAACCUCGCUCCAACAUCGUGGCUCUUUUCGACCAGCUCAUUCUUCUUGCCAAAGGUCAAACCGUCUACUCUGGUCCCUUUUCAAGCUGUCAAUCAUACUUUGAUCAUAUUGGUUACUCCUGUCCGCCGGGUUUCAAUAUCGCGGACUAUCUGGUGGACCUGACAAUGCACGCCAGUAUUCCACGUUCUCCCAUAUUCGAGGACGUUCCGAAGGAUUUGCUCGACCGAGACAUCCCGGGAACGGAAUCAAGCAGCACGCGGGCUGUGAAGUCCAUUGCAAGUGUCUCAAACGUGAGCAUGGAAAGCCCACGCGAACCCUCGACUCGAAUAAAACCAAAGAGGAGGAUUUCGCUGAAACAAAAGCAGGACCGGCAAUUGUUUACUCGAAAGAAGGCUUCUGGGAGCGAAACUCCGCCAACACCAAAGACUGAUGAUGAAGACACUAUAAUGGGAAGGGCAACUGGCAGCAUGCGGAGCUGGCUACCCCUGUCGAAGCGAGAUGGGUCCAACCCGCCACCCCUUUUGGAGGAUCCUGACGACAUACCACCAGACGCCAACACCGACCUCGACAUUCUGGUGACCAGUUUCAAGAACUCAGAUGUCGCUCAGACGAUCCAUGACGAAAUCACAGCUUCAAUUCAAGCUGCAUCGGCGGCAAAUGGCCACGGUGGAGAAGACGCUGUAACCGAGCCCGUGACAGGCUCGAUUAAAGGCUUCCGGCGAGUCAGCCUUCCACGACAAUUUUUAAUCCUAUCCAGGCGGACUUGGCGGAACCUGUAUCGCAACCCUAUCCUGAUGCUGACCCACUAUGCUGUUGCUAUUCUGCUGGCGGUAUUGUCAGGAUGGCUCUUUUACGGCGUCACAGAUGACAUUGGCGGGUUCCAAAAUCGACUAGGUCUCUUCUUCUUCCUGCUGGCAUUGUUCGGUUUCAGCGGCCUGACAAGCUUGAACGUCUUCAGCGCAGAGCGGUUGAUCUUCGUUCGAGAACGUGCCAAUGGAUACUACUCUCCGAUCACUUACUAUGCUGCGAAGCUGCUCUUCGACAUUGUACCGCUCCGACUCAUCCCACCUAUCAUCAUGGGCAUCAUCAUCUAUCCAAUGUCUGGACUUCUCCCGAAGUGGGGCGUUUUCUUCACCUUUAUACUAAUAUUGGUGCUCUUUAACUUGGCUGCGGCGGCAAUCUGCUUGACGAUUGGUAUCGUGUUCAAAGAUCCCGCUGUCGCCAACUUGAUUGGUAGCUUGGUGAUGUUGUUCAGUUUGUUGUUUGCUGGCUUGCUCCUCAAUCUCAACCAUGAUAGCAUCCAAAAAGCAGCACAGUGGCUGCAGAUGUUAUCCAUCUUUCACUACGGCUACGAAGCUCUAAUCGUAAACGAGGUCGCAAAGCUGCGUCUCAAAGACCACCGGUACGGCCUGGACAUCGAAGUACCCGGAGCCAGCAUUCUCAGUGCCUUUGGCUUCGACAAUCUGGCACUGUGGAACGAUGUCAUCGGCCUGGGUGUCUUUGCAGGAGCAUUCAUCAUCAUCGCAUACAUAGCCAUGCAUUUCCUGCUUGUUGAGAAGAGGUGA